Molecule: messenger RNA, 2441 nt
Organism: Lutzomyia longipalpis
Lineage: Eukaryota; Metazoa; Arthropoda; Insecta; Diptera; Psychodidae
Product: inactive glutathione S-transferase D3-like
Exons: 6
Coding region: 1706-2374 (222 amino acids)
Biological process (GO): glutathione metabolic process
Molecular function (GO): glutathione transferase activity
Source: RefSeq, a predicted model, not a curated record
UCGAAAAGUGCAAAUAAAAAUUGCAAAAAAAUUCAAAUAUUGCGACGCCAUUUGACAUUUUUAUCCCUAUAAAAAAUGUUUGAAAACUUUUUUGUAGACUUGUCGCUCAUUUUCCGUGGAGUUUUCUUCAAAAUAAAUGUUUAUUUUUUCGUUUCUGGAGUGAUUUCUACAUCUGAAUCAGGUGAUCCACAGCGAAAUGAAGCUGAGGGAGGUUGAUAGAACCAGCCCCUUGCAAAUCAAAACAAAUCUUUAUACAUUUUUUUGGGCCUCUUUGGCAGUGAGAAUUUUAGCAUAUCUUACCGAGUUAAAUCCCAUCCAGCGCAAUAUACCUGAUUCAGAUGUAGAAAUCAAUAUAGUAGUCAGUAUCCGGAAACAUACGACGGAGUCAUCAAGCAAAUCAUGACCAGCACGGAAGACAUUUCUGAGAGUCACAGAACUGCCCUCAAAGCUAUUCUGGGUUUCCUCCUAAAAGUCUCCUUACGCGGAUUGGACGGAUUGGAACUGGAACACUGGGCAAGUCCACAAAAUCUUCAUCAUCGUCUUUCCAUACAUCUUCCCCAAGAGCAAUGACUUCCUGGAGCUGACAAAAGUGAUUCUCAACUCUCAUUUUGCCUCUCAGAGUUCUUUACUGCAGAAUGCCCAUGAGGUUUUGCUGUAGAAAUUGGGACUUCCGGAAGCAAAAGAUUUGCUCCAGCAGAUUGAAAUUGAAUCAAUGGGCAGUGAACAGAAAUUCUAUGUCCUCCUCCUUGUUGCAUCCGCUCUGGAGGAGGCUACAAUGUCAAGAAAGACAUCCGGAAGUCUCAUGAAAUUAUUCACAGCAAUAAACUCCCAAAGAGUUUGUUUUCUCAGUGCUUUGAGAGUAUCAUUAGAUGCACAGACUUCCAAGGAGCAGAAGAUUUCACAGAUUCAGAUGUAGGAAUCACUCCAGAAACGAAAUAAUAAACAUUUAUUUUGACUAGAAAAAAACUCCACGGAAAAUGAGCGACAAGUCUACAAAAAAGUUUUGAAACAUUUUUUAUAGGGAAAAAAACGUCAAAUGGCGUCGCAAUAUUUGAAUUUUUUGGCAAUUUUUAUUUGCACUUUUCGAUGUGAUCCCAGUGGAUUUUGGGGAGUUUCUCUCGCGAUUCUUCAAUGUUUUUUGAUCCUCUACAAGAUGGAAUGGGUUAAAAUUGUUCUGCGAUAGAGGAUCAUCUUUCAUACUGGCCUGAAUAAACUCUUUUGAAUUAAUUGGUCUCUUUUUGUUAAUUUUAUUUUUAAUUAAGAUAAUAAAGAUCAAAUAAAGAUAUUAAAUAAUUUAAUCGUUGUGUGUUUAGCAAUCAGUACUGCCUUUCAUGUGUAUGUAUACAUACCUUAUCUGAAUGACUGUCAGUAUUUGUUAGAAUUUUUUAUUAAAAGAGUAUUUCAAGCAGACUUUAUGUGUACAUUUGUCAGUAUAUAGCACGGAAUUUCAUCUCCAUAGAUAAACAACAACUGUGUGCCAGCCGGUGGCAACCCACAUAGUGUUUGGAAACAACAUUCACGCGAUCUUCUGUUCAGUCUUGGGUGAGGCUUCAACCAGUUCAGUUCUGCUCUCGCACUUUUAUUUUACAUUUCUUGUGAUUUUGGGUGAUUAAAAUUUUGACUGAGGCGCUGAACGAGAAGGUGCUGCUGUUCUAAUUCCGUUCAAAUUCUGUGCUUGUGAGAUUGAAACUUUGAACCAAACACAAUGGCUCCACUGAAGUUGUACUACAUCGAAUUAGGACCUCCAUCCCGUGCUGCUCUUCUGACCAUUCGCAACUUGAAGCUCGACGCAGAGAUCAUCAAUGUCGAUGUAAUCAAUGGAGCUCAUAGGACCCCAGAGUACCUCAAGAUGAAUCCUCAGCACACAGUUCCAACUCUCGAUGACAAUGGCUUCUACUUGGCUGACUCCAAGGCAAUGUCAACGUAUUUGGUGAACUCAAGAUCACCCGGAAAUCCUCUCUAUCCAACUGAUCCGAAAGCUCGUGCUCUUGUUGAUGAUCGUUUGUACUUUGAUGGAGCUACUGUUUUUCCCAGAAUUAAGACAAUCAGCUAUUCGGUUCUGGUUCUUGGCGUGAAUAAUGUGGAUGAUGAGAAGAAGAAAGCUCUGUAUGAAGCUCUUGAUUUUAUGGAGAUUUACUUGGAAGGACAGAAGUGGUUUGCAGGUGAUCAUGCUACCCUUGCUGACUUGGCUCUUCUGGCUACAUAUUCCUCUCUGGUGCAUUUUGGAUUGAAUGUCUCCAAGUACAAGAACCUUCAAGCUUGGUACAAGCGCUGUGAGGCUUUGCCAGGAUUUGCUGAAAAUGAAGAAGGUGCUAAGAAGUACGGGGCAAUGAUGAAGGAAAAGCUUGGAAAGAAUUUCUCUUGGGAUGUAUAGAAUUUAUUUCCUCAGAGUUUGCUUUGAUUUCUUGUAAUGAAAGAUUGAAUAAAAAUCAAUGAAUGAA